AUGUGGGUAUUCGAGUCGUUGAACUGCAUUGUCUGCAAAAAGCCGUUUGUGCCGAUUGCAAGACAGCCUCGAUCUCCACGACUUUUGCUUUGUGGAUCGGCGAUGUGUCAUGAAUGUUUCGAGAAGGAAAAGUCGUUGAAACAAGAGGAGAGGGAACAUAAAUGCGAUUACGGCGAAAAAUGCUUCUACAAUCCCAACUUUGCUUACUGUGUGAUUGAUGUGCUAUCACAGGAUUGCUUCACUCUUUCGCCGAUUUUGGGCGGAUAUUUGCUUAUGAAGCCAUUGGUCAAUCCUGAAUGCCCAAUCUGUCACGAUGAAUAUUCGAACAAAGACGCUUCUAAGGAGGCUUUUUUUUUGUAUUGUAUGCACAUUGUAUGCACUGAAUGUCGUCAGAAAAGGUCGGAGCAAAAUAACGAUAUCGCGACACGGGCUACUUGGACAUACGAAAUUGCUUGUCCGACUUGUACUACGACAAGUCGAGUCAUUACGACAAGUGGUGAAAAUCGUCGGAAAAAUUGGUUGCAAGAUUUCUUGAACGAAUUGCCUGAAAUGACAUACCAAUUAGAAGAAAUGAAUAAAUCUGGAUAUCGUUUUUGUGAUGAAUGCAAGAAAUUGGAUAUUGUUGACGAAAUGCAUCAUUGUAAGAAGUGCUCGUUGCAGCUAUGUGGUAACUGUAUCUACAAGAAUCAUCGAUCACACAAGGCAGUCACACUUCUGCAAAAAGAGGCGGAUUUAAUGUCUCACGAGCUUUGCGAUCUUUCAAUCAAUUUCUUAAACGAAUUGCCUGAAAUGACUCGUCAACUAGAAGAAAUGGAUAAAACGGGAUAUCGUUUUUGUGAGGAAUGCAAGGGAUUGGAUGUUGUCGACAGAAUGUUUCGCUGCAACGGAUGCGUGUUGAAGCUUUGCGGCACUUGCACUCACAGAAGACAUCGAUCACACGAAACGAUGACUCUUUUAGAAAAUGAGGUUAAUCAAAUGUCGGAGAAGCUUCGUUGUGUUUCAUUUGAUGAGAUCAACAAGUCGGUGUUUCCGGUUCUUCACAACGAACUUAUUAAUGGUAUCCACUUAUUUGAGGAGAAAUUUAUUAACCAAGUCGAUACUCUUACGACUGUUGUUACUUACGAAGGAUUGCAGAAGGAUCACAAAGAGUGCAUGAAGCUGAAGACGGACUUUGAGGCGUGCUCAGAAGAAUAUAUGCGAGAGUUACUCAAAUACGACGCAAAGAUUAAGGUGGGC
Messenger RNA from Mesorhabditis belari, 1236 nucleotides. Lineage: Eukaryota; Metazoa; Nematoda; Chromadorea; Rhabditida; Rhabditidae. The record is from the annotation of a GenBank genome assembly.